This is a messenger RNA of Dermacentor silvarum, 4952 nucleotides long. RefSeq names its product DNA (cytosine-5)-methyltransferase 1. Lineage: Eukaryota; Metazoa; Arthropoda; Arachnida; Ixodida; Ixodidae. Gene Ontology annotation, molecular function: zinc ion binding; DNA binding; DNA (cytosine-5-)-methyltransferase activity. Gene Ontology annotation, cellular component: nucleus. The transcript has a single exon. The coding region runs from base 98 to 4168 and encodes 1356 amino acids. The record is from RefSeq and is a predicted model, not a curated record.
GGCUCUUUGUCAGCCGGUCUCCCGUGUAUGUGGUGUUGGUGACCGAUUCUAUCUCGCAAUAUUUUGUUUGUUCUCCUCGAAAGACGUCACCGACAAGAUGAAAACUGUCAACGCGGUGCCCGUGUCCACCGUGAAAUUGGAUACGACGAACGGCAAGUGCUCAUCGGACGAGAAAUGCGGCGGGGCGAACGGAGGCUCGGACGACCGCGAAGGGAGCGACGACAAAGAGGAGUUGCCGUCGCCGCCGGCCGCCAAGCUCAAAGGUGGGAAACGCAAGCGACGCUCCAACGGCGACGCUGCCGGCGGCAGCCAGCCUACUCUGACCGCGCUGUUUAGUCAGAUGGCGAAGCGCGUCAAGAGCGAGAACAAAAAACCGGCUGUCGCGGAGGUGAGCUACACCCGUUGCUCCGACUGUCGGCAGGUGCUGGACGCCGCCGAGUUGCGGCUUUUCGAGGGUGACCCGGCGGACGCCGUCGACGAGUUCUCGGCGCUUACCGACCCGCGGUUGAGCGUGUUCGAUAACGAGGCCGCCGUCGACGACGGCGGCGACGACGUGAUGGACACGCCGCAGCACAAGCUCACGCAGUUCGCUGUCUACGACCGGCACACGCACCUGUGCCCCAUCGACGCCGGCCUGAUCGAGCGCGACGUGGAGCUCUACUUCAGCGGGUACGUGAAGCCCAUUUACGACGAGGACCCUUCCCCCGAGAACGGCAUAUGCUGCAAGGCGUUGGGACCGAUCGGCGCCUGGUGGACCGCGGGUUUCGACGGUGGCGAGAACGCCGUGAUCGGAUUCACCACUCCGUACGCCGACUACGUGCUCAUGGCGCCCAGCGAGCAGUACGCGCCCUUCAUCGACGCCAUCAAGGAAAAGAUCUACAUGAGCAAGUUGGUGAUCGAGACGGUCGUGAAGGACCCGAACACCACGUACGAGGACCUGCUCAACAAACUCGAGCUGACACCCCCGCCUCAGGGCAUCGCCAAGUUCACCGAGGACGCGCUGCUUCGAAAUGCCCAGUUCGUAAUCGACCAGGUGCAGAGUUUCGACGUUACCGGAGACGACGAUGAGGCGCACCUUAUCGUGACGCCCUGCCUGCGGAGCUUGGUUAACCUGGCUGGCGUAACAUUGGGUCAGCGGCGAGCGAUGCGGCGCGGUCGACGCAAAGCGUUGCCCAAGAAGUCCGUCUGUACGUUGGCUACGACAACGCCGCUCGUACGAGACGUCUUCGAGGUGCUGUUCCACGGUCAGAUCGAUGACAAGGCUUCCAACGCUGCCCGUCGCAAGCGGUGCGGAGUUUGCGAAGCGUGCCAGUCGGCCGACUGCGGCAAGUGCAGGGCGUGCAAGGACAUGGUGAAGUUUGGAGGCACGGGCAGGCAGAAGCAGUGCUGCAUAGAGCGGCGCUGCCUCAACAAGGUCUUCCAAGAAGCGGAAGAAGACGACGGCGACACGGAAGAGGUUGAGGAUGAGCUCGACCGCAAGGCCGUGCAGGCGGAGGCGCCUGCGUCGCGCAAGACGAUGCGGCGCGGUGGCAGCCACGUCUGCUGGGUUGACGACAAGCCGGUCACCACGCUCAACAAGAAAUUGUACUUCUCGCGCGCCGUGGUCAACGGCCACGAGCUGCGAUGGGGCGACUUCGUGCUCGUCACCCCCACGGAUCCCGGUACACCGUUGUACGUGGCCCGAAUCGUCUACAUGUACGAAACUCCGUGGGGCGAGAAGAUGUUCCACGCGCACUGGUUCUGGAGGGGUUCAGACACCGUGCUGGGCGAAUCGUCCGAUCCUCGCGAGCUCUUUCUCGCCAACGAAUGCGAGAACCAGAGUCUCAGCACAGUGAACGACCUCUGUACGGUGGUGCUCAAACCCGCAGCCCAGGACUGGUUCUCUCGCGGUGGCGUGCACAGUUUGGAGGACGAAUGCGUGCUGCAGGGUGACGACGACGGAAGGUCGUUCUUCUACCAGAAGGCCUACGAGCCGGAGCACGCGCGCUUCAUCGACCCGCCUGAACUGUCUUGUCCAAAGGAGUGCGACGUGACGCAAGCUUGUACCUCGUGUCGUCAUGCAGAAGCGCAGGGGAAACUGGAGACUCCUGUUCCGGGAGAGGUCAUCGAGGAAGACGGCGGCACACUCUGCUAUUCGAGCAUCUCGUUCCAGGGCAACUCGUUCUGCGUCGGCGAGUGUGUCUUCCUGGAGCCGGAUGCGUUCCACUUUGACUUCAAGCCGCCCAAGAGCAAGAACAAGGGCAGCGUGAAAAAGGAAGACGUGGACGAGGACAUAUACCCAGAGUACUACCGCAAACGUUCCGAGUACAUCAAGGGAUCGAACGCCGACGUACCCGAACCCUUCAAGAUCGGCAAGAUCGUAUCCAUUUAUAGAAAAUCAGGCAGUGGUGACGCCAAAAACGAGCCCGAAAGGUUCAGGCUGAGGGUCAAGAAAUUUUACCGCUCCGAGAACACGCAUCAGCCAAAGCUGGACACCAACCUCUGCCUCUUGUACUACUCCGAAGAAGAGGCUGUGGUCGGGCUGAACAAGGUGUGCGGCAAGUGCUACGUUGUGUACAGCGAAAACCUGGCUGAGGACGUCGAAGACUAUCUUCGCCGAGGCCCUCACCGCUUCUACUUUACCGAAGCGUACGACAGCGAGACCAAGAGUUUCGUGGAGCCUUCAUCCAAGGCGCGCAUGAUGGGUUGUCUCGGCAAGGGCAAGGGUAAGAAAGGCAAGAGUUCGAGCAAUGCCGUCAACAUCGAACCGCCCGAAGAGUACUACGUGCCGCAGCGCAAGCUACGCAGUCUCGACGUCUUCGCGGGCUGCGGAGGCCUGUCCGAGGGAUUCCACCAGGCCGGCGUCAGCGAGUCCUGCUGGGCCAUCGAGCGGGAAGAGCCUGCCGCCACGGCCUUCCGUCUGAACUUCCCGGACGCCACCAUCUUCACUGACGACUGCAAUCGUCUCUUGCGCCUGGUCAUGGACGGCGAAACCGUCAACGAGUGUGGGCAGACGCUGCCGCAGAAGGGAGACGUCGAGCUGCUUUGCGGCGGACCUCCGUGCCAGGGCUUCAGCGGCAUGAACCGCUUCAACUCAAGGCAGUACUCCCAGUUCAAGAACUCGCUCAUCGCCUCAUACCUGAGCUACUGCGAGUACUACCGGCCGCGCUUCUUCUUGCUCGAGAAUGUGCGCAACUUUGUCUCGUUCAAGCGCAGCAUGGUUCUCAAGCUAACCCUGCGCUGCCUCAUCAGCAUGGGUUACCAGUGCACCUUCGGCGUGCUUCAGGCCGGCAACUACGGAGUGCCGCAGACUCGCAGGAGAGCCAUCAUCCUGGCGGCUGCCCCGGGAGAAAAGCUUCCGCUCUACCCGGAACCGCAGCACGUGUUCGCUCCUAGGGCCUGCCAGCUGACCGUAAUGGUGGACGACCGCAAGUAUCUGUCCAACUGCAAGUGGUCGUCGUCCGCUCCGCUCAGGACCAUCACUGUCCGCGACGCCAUGUCGGACCUGCCCGAGAUCCGCAAUGGCGCCAAGUUCGACGAGAUUCCGUACGGCGCCCAGGCCCCGACGCCGUUCCAGAAGAGUCUCCGCGACGGUGGCGCAGUGCUGCGGGAUCACGUGUGCAAGGAGAUGGCACCCGUGGUCGAAGCCCGCAUGCGGCACAUUCCCCUGGCCCCGGGCUCCGACUGGCGCGACCUGCCCAACACCGUCGUGCGGCUCUCGGACGGUGUGACGUACACCAAGAAGCUGCGCUACAUGCACCACGACGCCAAGAAUGGCAAGUCGUCGACUGGUGCCCUCCGCGGGGUCUGCCCCUGUGCCUCGGACAAGCCGUGCGACCCGCUGUGCCGACAAGACAACACGCUGAUCCCGUGGUGCCUGCCGCACACGGGCAACCGACACAACCACUGGGCAGGGCUGUACGGUCGACUCGAGUGGGACGGGUUCUUCAGCACCACCGUGACCAACCCGGAGCCGAUGGGCAAGCAGGGCCGAGUUCUGCACCCCGAGCAGCACCGUGUCGUGAGCGUGCGCGAGUGUGCUAGGUCGCAGGGGUUCCCAGACACUUACCGCUUCUUCGGCACCAUCCUGGACAGACAUCGGCAAGUCGGCAACGCCGUGCCGCCGCCCAUGGCGCGGGCUAUCGGACGCGAAAUCCUCAAGUGCUUAGCUGACGAAAAGGACAAUUGACUCUAUAGCACUGAAAUGUGACGAUCAAGUGUGCCUUUGGGGAGGAUAUGGCUCCCAAACUCCGGAGAAUGUACGUUUUUUGGUGCUCACCGUUUUUAGAUUGUCACAUGCGGUUUGGCUGCUGUGUGUUUCUAUGUGCUGUUUUUAAUCCACGGAUAUUCGCUUUUUGACUGCCUUUUCACACUCAGCGGCAAAUUUAUGCCGGUUUGUAGGUUUAAUUAAGCGCUUAGAUAUUACCUUAUGGUCUCUUGUCUGUAAGAAAUGGUAGGGCACACUGAAGGCGACUGUUGUGUUGGAAAGGCAAUUUCCUGCUGCACUGUAUAUGAUUUUUUAUCACUAUUUUUUAUGCACCUUAAAUAAAGAAAGCCCAUGGUAUAUAUUAUUUAAGUGCGAAGAUAGUGAGUGUUUUCAGCGUGUUCUGUUUAAGUUUAUCAAGUCAUUAAAAGUACAACGAACUAGUUCGCUCUUAACAGUUCCUUUGGCGUUUCUGCGUGUCGUAGCUUGAGUGUGCGACCUUACGAAGUUUUCUGACAUCGGUCUUCCCAGCGGGCGCAUUCAUUUAGAGCCAUGCGAGUUCCAACUAUCAGUACUCAAUAAGACGUCGUUGCUGAGGUUGUAAUUACGUUUAGAUUGUUGUCACGCUUGGCAAAGCUGACGGGAUCGCUGUACGGUUGAGUGGAAAUCGUGUUUUACCAUUGUGUCAUGUUUCAAACAACCAGUGUUUCAUGUGUAAAAGUUUUACGCUCAUUGGACGAUUAAAUGAUCUAUUUCAUGUACACCUCGA